AUGAGCAAGAACAAAAGGGACUGUUCUAGUCCGAAUGAGAAUCUCGCACCUAUUCGAUCCACUAUGAACGACGACGAUGCCAGUGCCUCAGUUCCAGCAAAGAAGCCGAGGCUUGAAGAAGAAGAAAGAAUAGCAGUAGCGGGUCGCGUUGCCUCUGUCAAACUUCAAAAUUUUAUGUGCCAUGCAAAUCUUCAAAUCGACUUUAACACAAAACAAAACAAUUGUUUCUACAUCGGCGGUCCGAAUGGAAGCGGUAAAAGUGCCUUGUUUGCUGCCAUCAACUUAGGUCUCGGAGGAAGAGGUUCGGACAAUGACAGAGGAAGUACGGUUAAGUCGUAUAUCAAGGAUGGAACACCACAAUCAAAGAUCACAAUCACUUUAACCAAUAAAGGAUUAAAUUCACAUCCAGAUUGGGACGAUUUAAUUUCUGUGGAGCGAACCAUCAAUCAAUCAUCAUCAACCUAUGUAAUGAAGAGUAUCAAAGUGUCGGCAAACGGUCAUCAAACCGAACAUGUCAUUAGCAAGAAGAAAAGUGAUAUUGAUCGUAUUGUGAACCGAUUCAACAUCCAUCUGUCAAAUCCGGCAUUUUGGAUGAGUCAGGACAGAUCCAGGAGUUUUUUAGCCAACUUCAAGCCUUCCAACGUUUAUAAACUUUAUCUUCAGUCCACCAAUCUUGAAAAUAUCCGUCAAUCGUACGUUCGUUUCGCAGCCAUCAUUGAUGAGUGUUCUCAAAUUGUGGAGCGAAAAUCAGCAGAAGUUUCUAUUCAGCAAAGGAAAUUGAAACGAAUGCAAGAGCAGCGGGAGUUGCAAAUGAGAGUGGAAAGUGAUCGUGCACUCAUCGGAGUAUACGUCUGGAAGCUUAUUUUCUGCAAAGUUCGUGAUUUGGAGGAUGAAAUCAAACUGAAUAAAAAGAAGCAAGAAGUUCACAAUAAGUUGCACGAAGAGUGGAAAACCCAAUAUGCAACCAACCGUGCAGAAAGAAAUCAACUCGAAAAAGCUGUUCAAGACGUUUGUGAAGAUGCCGAGCUUCAGACCGAAGAGAUGGGUGAAGCGCAAAAACUACAAAAAGCGAAGACCGACGAAGUGAUGAAGUUUAAAGACGAGAUCAAAUCACUGGAGCAGCAGAAUAGGAGAAAGAAAGUUGAUAUUAACGGAUGCAAAGAUGCAAUUAGGGAAGCUGAAAACAAAUUGAAAUCAAUGGUGGCUAAACAAGGAAACGACGAGGUUAAAAAACAGUUGGAAAGGAAAAAUGAGGAGUAUCAAAGAAUCAGUAAGGAGGUGGAAAAAAUGGAGAUUGGUGGAGAAAAAGUGCAGCUGGAAGAAAGAGCAAAUUUUAUUGCGAGCGAUCUCAAUAAGAAAAGCAAGGAGAAACAUGAAACUCUAAAGGAAUAUCACAAACUUCAAACGGAAUUCACUAACCGACAAGAUAUGUUGCGUCGUGCCAAAGCCGCUAAGCAAAACUCUGUCAAUAAAUUCGGAAGCUCAAUGUCCCAAAUCUUGUCUGAAAUUGGAAAGAGAAGAGGAGAGUUCAAAGCGCUACCGAAAGGUCCAAUCGGAAAGUUCGUGACUCUUAAAGAUCCACAGUGGGCGUAUCCUGUGGAGCAGUGUCUCAAAAACGUCGCGAACAACUUUUUAUGUCACUCACAGUCGGAUUCCGCCGUCCUCCGAGAGAUUUUCACUCAUUUGAGACUUCCUAAAAACGAACGACCUACUAUUAUUGUGUCGGAAUUUUCUGGAAAACGUUAUUCGAAUCUUGUUGAGCCAAGUGACGAAUACCCAUCGAUGUACCGAGUGCUGCAAAUUUCAGAUCCGGAUGUAGAUAAUCUGAUAAUCGACAAGACCAGUUGCGAACAGUUUAUUCUUUUGAAGGAUAAAACUGAGGCUAUGAAUUUGAUGGGAAGUAAACAUCCGCCGAAGAAUGCCUCAAGAGCGUUCACAUCUGACGGUUCUCAGGCAUAUGCCAAUGGACCGAACAGUCAAUAUCGUUUCUAUGCUAAUAAUUCGCGAGACACAAGACCGUCCGGAUUAUUCCAACAAGUAAAUCUCGAUGAAGCUGCGCUGACAAAGGAAGUGAAAAACAUUGAGCAGGCAAAGAUGCAGAUAGACACCGAUGUGAAGCAGAUAGAAAAAGAAAUUCAAGCCCUGAGAAGAGAACAACAGUCUGCUGACAAGGAAGUGGAAGAAUUUGAAAGGAAACUCUCAAAUCUCCGAGGUCACGAAAUACGAACUCGCCGAAGCGUUGAGGAAUUACAAAACUCGAUUGCGAAUUCCUCUAAAGAAGAGCAAGUCACAAGUCUGUCCGAUUCGAUUGCGGAACUCAAAAGUAAACUUUCACAAAGCGAACAAGAAAUUCUUGAAAUCGAAGAGAAAAUGAAGGAAAUUGAAAAAGACAUGCAACCAUACGUAAAAGAAAGAGAAGAAUCUGCAAAGACGUAUGCUGAAUUGAAAAAGGAACUUGAGGAAUUGAACCGAACGAUUCUCAAAUUCCAUGAAGACAUGGCUGUUCUGGAUAAAAAGGGAGACGUUCUUCAACUUCGUCUAGAAAAACUGGCCGCUGAUGAACAAGUUUUGUACCACAGAGAAGCCAGACUGCUCACAGAAAGAGACUUCGCUGUGGAAAGUCUUGAAACAGAAAAGUUGACCACACCCAUGCCACCAACAGAGCAAGAUCCACCCGAUCUGACUGAUUUCCCAAUCUCUGACAAGGCAAAACUGAAAUUGGCUGAACUGCAUAAAAGUGUGGAACGAGCUUCAAAAGGAUGUGACAUGUCCAUCACCCACGAAACUGUCAAGGAUUUCAAGGAGACACUCAAGAUGCAUCGUUUCUUUUGUCGUCAGCUAGAAGAAGCCGUAGAAAGUCUCCGCGAAGUGCAUGCUGCCCGUUGUCGAGGUUAUGUUAGUUUGAAAACGUAUACCGAAAUGAAGGUCUGCGACAAAUUCCAAGAGCUUCUUGAAGUACGAGGACAUUUCAUCGGAGGCCUUGAAUUCGACCAUGACAAGGAAACACUCAAUGUUAAUGUGCAGUCGUGCAAAGAAAAAGAUUCCAUGGCUGACCGCCCGCCAGCGGAUGAUGAAGAUGAAGAAGAUGAAGAGGAGGAAGAGUUGGAAGAUGAUGAUAGCGAUGACGGUCAUGCACCACGAAGAAAGAAGGCCAAAAAGCAACCGAAAAAGAAGAAGAACCGUGACCUAAAAGGUUUAUCCGGCGGAGAGAGAUCAUUUGUAACAGCUGCACUGGUCAUGUCCCUUUGGGAGGUUAUGGAACAACCAUUCCGUAUGCUCGAUGAGUUUGAUGUCUUCAUGGAUAUGAUGAACAGAAAGCUUGUGAUGGAUCUUCUCGUCGAACUGGCAACAAAGAAGUUCCCGCACAAUCAAUUCAUUUUCUUCACUCCGCAAGGAAUCAAAGAGUUGAAGAUUGUUGAUGGUCUUCAAGUUUUCGAGAUGAACAAAGUGCGCGACUAG
Caenorhabditis briggsae is the source of this 3459-nucleotide messenger RNA. RefSeq names its product Protein CBR-SMC-6 (gene Cbr-smc-6). The coding region runs from base 1 to 3459 and encodes 1152 amino acids. The record is from RefSeq and is a predicted model, not a curated record. Gene Ontology annotation, cellular component: site of double-strand break; Smc5-Smc6 complex; nucleus. Gene Ontology annotation, biological process: double-strand break repair via homologous recombination. Gene Ontology annotation, molecular function: ATP hydrolysis activity; single-stranded DNA binding; damaged DNA binding. The transcript is spliced from 7 exons. NCBI's taxonomy places the organism in Eukaryota, Metazoa, Nematoda, Chromadorea, Rhabditida, Rhabditidae.